Acanthisitta chloris (rifleman) is the source of this 2033-nucleotide messenger RNA. It is a transcript of the gene SLC4A1AP, whose product is annotated as solute carrier family 4 (anion exchanger), member 1, adaptor protein. Lineage: Eukaryota; Metazoa; Chordata; Aves; Passeriformes; Acanthisittidae. The record is from RefSeq and is a predicted model, not a curated record. Gene Ontology annotation, molecular function: protein binding; mRNA binding. The annotation marks the transcript as partial. The transcript has 14 exons.
GCCGAUGCCGCUGGAUUCUACGUGUACGACCUGGGCAGCACCCACGGCACCUUCCUCAACAAGGCGCGGGUGCCGCCCCGCACCUACUGCCGGGUGCGGGUGGGCCACGGGCUCCGCUUCGGCGGCGGCCCCCGCCCCCUUUGGAGCGGACCAAAAGAGGACCAGGAGUCUGAGUCAGAACUAACUGUGACUGAACUGAAGGCACUGCGCAAGCAGCAGCAAGCAAAACUAGAAAAGACAAUGUUGGGAGAGGACUCUGAUGAGGAAGAUGAAAAAGAGGAGAGGAGUGAAAGGAGUCAGAACAGUGAUAUGAGCUGCUCGUGGGGAAUGGGUGAGGAUGCUGAGGAAGAUGAGGUUGAAGAAAACCCUAUUGCUGUUGAUUUUCAGGAUGUUCAAGAUGCCUUCUACGUGAAAGAUCCUAGGAAAGCCUUACAGGGUUUUUUUGACAGAGAAGGGGAAGAGUUAGAGUAUGAAUAUGAUGAUCGUGGGCACAACAGCUGGCUGUGCAGGAUCAAGUUGCCUGUGGAUGAUGCGUCAGGGAAGCAGCUCGUCGCAGAGGUUCUCCAUUCAGGAAAGAAGAAGGAAGCAAUGAUCCAGUGUGCACUGGAAGCUUGCAGGCUACUCGAUGCUCGGGGAGUACUGAGGCAAGAAGCAGUAUCCCGAAAAAGGAAAUCAAAGAACUGGGAAGAUGAGGAUUUUUAUGACAGUGAUGACGACACUUUCCUCGAUCGAACUGGUGCUGUGGAAAAGAAACGACUGAACAGAAUGAAAAAAGCUGGUAAAAUAGAAGAAAAACCAGAGACUUAUGACUCCCUGGUCGCAAAGCUAGAGGAAGCUGAAAAUGAGCUUUCCGAAAUAACAGAGAAGCUGAAGGCUUCAGGGAAAGUCCAGUCCCAGCCAGCAGCUCAAGAUUCCUUGGAUGAGUUCAUGACAGAAAUAAAAUCAGGAUGCGCCUUAGACAGUGUGGCACGGAAGAAGCUUCACUUGCGGUCGUUUGAACUGAAGAAAGAGCAGCAGCGACUGAAAGGGUUAAUAAAACUUGUCAAGCCUGCAGAACUGCCUGAGCUGAAGCCCCAGACUGGGAGUUACAAUCUGAAUGCGGAGAACAAGCCUAAAAAGAUUAACCUGCCUCUCUUUGGUGCAAUGAAAGGGGGGAGCAAAUUCAAACUGAAAACUGGAAGCCUGGGGAAAUUGCCUGUUAAGCGUCCAGACAUCCCUGAAAACUUGUUAAAAAUGAAAGAUGAUGGACCAGAGGAGGAGGAGGAGGAGGAGGAAGAGGAGGAAAUGGAAGAGCAGCAAGCAGGAGAUGCAGUAAACAGCAGAGCAUCAAAUCUGGAAAUGAAAAUGACAACAGAGGAAGAAACGGGACAAGAAACUAAGGCUCCUGAUAGUUCUCCUUGCAAUAACAAGAAUCCAGAAUCUCUUCAGGAUGGGGUUGAUUUUCUGCCUGAGCCAAAGGUACUGAGGAAUGAAUCUCAAAUGGGGUCCUCAGAAGAGAAAUCUCAAGGAUCCAAGGCAGUAAAUAAGGAACCUGAAGAGAAAUCUGAGAAAGUUAAGAAAAUCAAUAGCUCAAGCAAGGUUCAACAAUCGUUUCUUUCCUCACAGUACCCAGAUGAUGACCCAGACUACUGCAUAUGGGUUCCUCCUGCAGGUCAAAGUGGCGAUGGCAAGACUCAUCUCAAUGAAAAAUAUGGCUACUAAGCAUCAGGUGCACCAGAGGACAUCUGAGACCUGAAGAACUGCUCUGUUUUGGACUCUUUCACCACACAUUAAGUGAGGGAUAAGAGAGCUGGUUUUACAGGUGGUGUUUCACAUUCAAGGGCAUCAGCAACUGCUCUGGUUUUUAGCUCUCCCUGUGUGUUCUCUGUUUGUCUUCCAGAUACAUUUUUUGAAGUAAAAGCCCACACAUUCUUCUGCCUCUUCCUCCACUUUUAGUCUUGUAUUUUUUUAUUUGGCUUGAAACUGUAGGCUCAUAUUUCCUUUUGUAAAGGUAUACAAAAAAUAUUGAAAGAAUACAUCUCUGUAUACUUACA